AGGUCAGACACAGGGAUGGACCCAGAACCAAGCUCCUGGGGAUUGCUGGGGAUCCUGGACUUGCUGCUGGCCCUCUGCUCCACGCUCCUCUGUGCCACACCUGCACAAACCUGCUAUAUGCAUGGCCACAUCUGUCAUACAGCUGUUCACGCAUGUUCACAUACUUGUCACACACCUGUCUGUACCUGUAUACACUUGUCACUCACCUGUCCACAUCUAUUCAUGCCUAUCCUGUACCUGCCCAUGCAUGCCCACACUUGACCAUGAAUGUACACAUCUGUCCAUCUCUGUCUACCUUGUUUAUACCUGUCCACCCACUCUUUAUUUGCCCACACCCGCUCUCAUCUGCCCACGUAUAUCCACAGGUGUCCACUCCUGCCUACCCCUGUCCAUCCCUGUCCACAUUCUUCACUCCCGUCUCCACCUCUUCACCUCUGUUCACCCUGCCCACCUCUAGCCACACCUUUGCACAUCUCUCCACACCUGCUCUUCUGUCCACAGCUAGCGACACCUGCCCAGGCCUGUCCACCCACCCAUACCUGCUCAUGUCUGCCCACUCUCAUCUAUGCCUGACCAGGCCUAUUCCUACCUGCCCAGACCUGUCCUGCCUUCCUGCCAGGGUCCACACGUCUAUGUAUAUCCACACCUGGAGAUGCAUGUGCACACCUGUCCACACUGGUUCACACCUGUCCAUAUCUAUCUAUAUCAUCGACACAUGCCCAUGCCUGGUCAUACCUGUCUACGCAUGUCUACAGUGUCCAUGCAUAGUCACAGCUGGCCACACCAUGCCCCUUCACCUCUGUCCACACCUGUCCACCUUUAUUCACAUCUGCUCACUCUGUCCAUGCUUGUCUCCACCUGUCUCCACCGAGCUACAAUUGUCCACACCUGCUCGUGCCUGCUUCUUGCCUCUACCAGCCCAGGCUGUUUACACUUGUCUCCUCACACACCUUCCCGGCUCCGCUCCAGAGACCCUCCUGGAAGGGGGGCUCUCCACAAUCCCUCAGCCUCCCCUGCCCAUGGAGAGCUGUUCCCCAUCUCCCCUCUGCAUUCUUCGGUGUGUCCCAGGUCAACCGGGUUUUCUCCAAGACACAGGUCUGCACGGUGUUCAUGUUCCGAUUGCACCGGCGUCAGAUAGACCAGUUUGCCGCAAGCCGGCAUCUCCAGCGGCAGUGCCCAGCACUGAGUGUGGCAGGAUCCCAACGGGUCCAAGUUCUCAGUGGCCAUGUCAACCAGUGUCAGAGCCAGGAGAGAAGCGGAGGAUGCGGCUGGUGCUGAAAGAGGCCAAAGGGCUGGCGAGUGGAGCUGCCUGCACCCUCACAGUCAGCAACUGUGGGCUAAUGCUGUGCUCAUUGUCCUCCUCCCAGAAGGCAGACAGCGUCUGGCACUGAUGCUACCACACCGCAACUGACACACAGACAGAAUGAGGCGGCCGGUUUUCGACCUCACCAGAGUUCUUCUUGGAAAAACAAGAGACUUUACAAAAACAGGUGAAAUCAUCCUAGUUACAUGUGUGCAUGGUUGUCAACACUUGCAUUUGAACAUUAACUUUGCAGAAAGACUUUCAAAAGCCAAUUCUGUUUUGCAUUCACCGCUCACUGCUCCGACCUCUGGUCACUCUGCCUGGGGUGGCUCUGCUGGGGUGGCUCUGCCUGGGGUGGC
Messenger RNA from Echinops telfairi (small Madagascar hedgehog), 1662 nucleotides. RefSeq lists its product as uncharacterized. The coding region runs from base 153 to 1391 and encodes 412 amino acids. The record is from RefSeq and is a predicted model, not a curated record. Lineage: Eukaryota; Metazoa; Chordata; Mammalia; Afrosoricida; Tenrecidae. The transcript is spliced from 4 exons.